AUGGGAGCAGCCAAUGUGACCGCUGCUGUAGUUGAAUUGUGCCUAAAGCUUUUGGACGCCAAGUGGACAAAAACUAAAAAGCAGCACUCUGAGCUGUGUGCUGACUACGGAGACAAGCUCGAAAAGCACGAGUACGUUACCAACGAUUUCAUAAGCGAAAUCGAAGCAUUGUACGUCCAACAACGGGCAACAUUUAUGGACUUGGGCAAGGCGCUGGGCGCAUCCGCUCCGGCCCAAGCCACGAAGCCCCCAACCGUCGAUCUGUCUGUGCAGCGCACCACGUUGCCCCAGAUUCCGCUGCCGGAGUUCUCGGGAAGAUUUGAGGAUUGGCCCACUUACCGAGACCUGUUCGAAUCGUUGGUAAUUGAUGAGAAAUCCCUGUCGAACAUAAAGAAGUUCCAAUACCUGAAGAGCAGCGUAAAGGGUGAUGCCCUGCAAUUGAUCACGAGCCUUCCAGUCACAGCAGACAACUUUAUCCGCGUCUGGGCGACGUUAAAUGACCAUUAUGAGAACAAGCGGCUGCUGCUCAAAUCGUAUCUCAAUGCGUUUACCUCGCUUCAGAAGAUGAAAUCGGAGUCCGUCGCUGACCUCAAGCAAAAUAUGUAA
Messenger RNA from Wasmannia auropunctata (little fire ant), 606 nucleotides. RefSeq lists its product as uncharacterized. NCBI's taxonomy places the organism in Eukaryota, Metazoa, Arthropoda, Insecta, Hymenoptera, Formicidae. The record is from RefSeq and is a predicted model, not a curated record. The transcript has a single exon. Bases 1 to 606 code for a protein of 201 amino acids.